Penicillium paradoxum is the source of this 3948-nucleotide messenger RNA. RefSeq lists its product as uncharacterized. Lineage: Eukaryota; Fungi; Ascomycota; Eurotiomycetes; Eurotiales; Aspergillaceae. The record is from RefSeq and is a predicted model, not a curated record. Gene Ontology annotation, molecular function: ATPase-coupled monoatomic cation transmembrane transporter activity; P-type ion transporter activity; ATP binding. The coding region runs from base 1 to 3948 and encodes 1315 amino acids. Gene Ontology annotation, biological process: intracellular calcium ion homeostasis. Gene Ontology annotation, cellular component: membrane. The transcript is spliced from 20 exons.
AUGGGAAACCGUGCGCAGUCUCCCUCGGGGACCGGUCCCGUGGAUCUUUCCAUGCCUCGGACUGGGCUGCGACGCGACUCCAUGCGGAGCAGCAUGAGCGUCGUGUCGGAUGUGGAGAUGGCUCGUAAUGAGGUCUUCGAUGGACCAAUCUCAGAAAGCGUUCCUUCGAGCGUUGUCUCAUUUGCACACCGCCGCAAUCGAACAGGCUCUACGGUGAGCUUCACAUACUUCCAGGAUGAGGAAGAUUUCGCGGAAUGGUCGAACGAAGACGCAGUGGAGGACCAAAGUGAUAUCGACGAAGAAUCUCUACAUGGGAUUGGGGAUGUAGACAUUGAGUCAGCCAGAGGAUCUUUUGUGUCCAAGCGACUGUCUACCUCUCGCGACUCGGUUGAGCAUCCACUUCUUUCUCGCUACAUGUCAGCUAGCUCGUACGGCCGAGACCGACGAUCUGGCAGUCGAUUGAAUCAAAAGGUCUAUAUUGCAUCGGAGGAUUUAACAGCUGUAUUUGCUGGCUUCUCCACAAGCACUGGAGGAUAUGCUCUCUAUCUCGCUCUUUGCAUAUUGACCGGUGGAUUUGCCUACCUUCUCUUCCGAUGGCUACCACGAUGGCGGGUAAAAUUGAUUGGAAAGGCAACUCCGAUUGGAAAGUGCCAGUGGAUUGCCAUCGAGGAUCAAUGGCAUCAAUUCACCAUUCACGAGGUUGGCACUCAACCCUAUGGACGUCCGCUUUCCACGGUCUUCGCCGAUUCUUUGAAUCACACGUAUGAUGAAGAUAAUGACCCAACUAUUGCUUCUCUCCACUUUAUUGACUACAGAUACCUGAGAUUCUUCUAUCAUCCAGUCGAGGAUAAAUUCUCCCUGAUAAAUGGCUGGAAAGAUCCCUCGUGGACUAGUGCUAAAGCCAUGCGGAGUGGGUUGGAUGCUGAUGAACGAGACAGCAGAGAACAGUUAUUUGGAAGUAACGCCAUUGAAAUUGGCCAAAAGACAAUUCCUCAACUUCUCGUUGACGAGGCUUUUCAUCCGUUCUACAUCUUCCAAGUCGCAAGUCUCAUUUUGUGGUCCAUUGAUGAAUACUAUUACUACGCCGUCUGUAUCUUUCUUAUAUCGUUUUUCAGCAUAGCAACGACUGUGCUAGAGACAAAAUCAACAAUGACGAGGCUUAGGGAAAUAUCCCUUUUCGAAUGUGAUGUCCGGGUGCUAAGAAAUGGAUUCUGGCGAUCUGUAUCCUCCCAAGAACUGGUUCCUGGUGAUGUGUUUGAAUUUUCCGACCCAUCGCUCAACCAGGUCCCGUGUGAUUGUAUAUUGCUAUCAGGAGACUGUAUAGUGAAUGAGAGCAUGCUCACAGGCGAAUCUGUUCCUGUGUCCAAAACACCGCUCACCGAUGAUGCGCUCGGAUAUCUCGAUCUCAGUACCCCCUCUAUGCACCCCGAUAUUGCCAAACAUUUCUUAUUUAGCGGGACGAAAGUAAUUCGAGCUAGAAGACCCCAAAAUGUUGAUGAUGACGAAGCCGUAGCUUUGGCCAUCGUCGUCAGAACUGGAUUCUUGACAACUAAGGGCGCACUUGUCCGCUCAAUGCUUUUCCCAAAGCCUUCUGGAUUCAAAUUCUACCGGGACUCUUUCCGUUACAUUGCAGUGAUGGGAAUGGUCGCUCUUGUUGGAUUUAUUGCUUCAUUCGUCAACUUCGUUCGACUGGGCCUCGCCUGGCAUCUGAUCAUAGUGCGGGCUCUCGACCUGAUUACAAUUGUUGUACCCCCAGCUCUCCCGGCGACGCUUACGAUUGGAACCAAUUUUGCACUUUCGCGACUGAAGAAGCAGAACAUAUUUUGUAUCAGCCCACAGAAAGUCAACGUGGGAGGAAAGCUGGACAUUGUAUGUUUUGACAAAACCGGAACUCUCACAGAGGACGGGCUGGACGUGCUUGGAGUGCGUAUAGUAACCCGUGGUCAAAGGUUUUCGGAGUUGCUCUCUGACACAUCUGACGGGUUCCUUCUCCCAUCCUCAAGCGCAAACUCCGCAUAUGAUGUUGAAAAGCAACGGAAGAUUGUGUACGCCAUGGCUACAUGUCACUCUCUUAGAGUAGUAGACGAUGAGCUGUUGGGAGAUCCUCUCGAUGUGAAGAUGUUUCAAUUUACCAAUUGGGUAUUUGAGGAGGGUGGUCACCAUGUUUCCGACCAGUCAAACCCCAAAUUCGACAACCUAGCGCCGUCAGUGGCAAAACCGCCUCAAGCCCAGGCCGGUGACCAACAGGAUGUAAAUAGUCCCUUGGAGCUUGGAGUGCUGCGGAGUUUUGAAUUUGUUUCUCAACUUCGUCGUGCAAGUGUCGUCGUCCGGAAAUAUGGUGACAACGGAGCGCAUUUCUUUGUCAAAGGUGCUCCAGAGAGCAUCAAGGACAUAUGUACUCCUGGAACACUCCCUUCGGAUUAUGAAGAACUCUUGAACUACUACACCCACAAAGGCUAUCGUGUUAUUGCCUGCGCUACUAAGUACGAAAGAAAGUUGAGCUGGAUGAAAGUCCAAAAGAUGACACGAACCGAGGCCGAAUCUGACCUUGAGUUCCUGGGCUUCAUCAUAUUCGAGAACAAAUUGAAACCCAGUACUUCCGGCGUCAUUUCGGAGCUGAACGAGGCAGGAAUUCGCAAUGUCAUGUGUACUGGUGACAAUAUCUUGACUGCUAUCAGCGUUGCUCGUGAAUGCAACAUGCUUGGACGCGAUGAACCAUGUUUCAUUCCACAUUUCGUUGAAGCACCUGGACUUUCAUCCAAAACUUCCCUCAAAUGGGAAUGCGUGGACAAUCCCGAUCUUCAGUUGAAUCCAAGAACACUUCUGCCUAUAAAUACUGCGGAGAUCGACAUGUCGAUACCAGGAAAUACUUUUGUGGAGCGUGAAUACACCGUCGCUGUGACCGGUGAUGCGUUCCGAUGGUUGAUUGAUUUCGGGAAUGAGGAUGUACUCAAUAAGGUACUUGUAUGCGGGAAGGUGUUUGCCAGAAUGUCCCCAGAUGAGAAACACGAACUGGUUGAGAAACUUCAGUCUCUCGACUACUGCUGUGGCUUUUGUGGCGACGGUGCCAACGACUGUGGUGCGCUGAAGGCUGCAGAUGUUGGAAUCUCUUUGUCGGAUGCUGAAGCGUCUGUUGCCGCGCCCUUUACUAGUCGCCUCUUCGAAAUCUCCUGUGUUCCGACGGUGAUUCGGGAGGGACGGGCUGCUUUGGUGACAAGCUUCUCCUGUUUCAAGUUUAUGAGUCUUUAUUCCGCCAUUCAGUUCUCUACAGUCAGCUUCUUAUACACCUCGGGAUCGAAUCUCGGUGAUUUCCAGUUCCUCUUUAUUGACCUUGUACUCAUCAUGCCUAUUGCAAUCUUCAUGGGUUGGGCUGAUCCUGCUCCUACGCUGUCUCGGAAACGGCCAACCGCUGAUCUUGUCUCGCGGAAGGUUUUGACACCUUUGCUCGGGCAGAUUUUGCUAGCUGUGUUGUCGCAACUUGCGGUCUUCGAGACAGUUCAAUUGCAGCCAUGGUUUUUGCCACCGCAAUUGGACUUGGAGAAGAGCAAUAUUGUCAACUCCGAGAACACAGCACUGUUCUUAUUCUCAUGUUUCCAGUACAUUUUCAUUAGUGUUGUGCUCAGCGCAGGCCCGCCAUUCCGGAAACCGAUGACUAUGAAUGCGCCAUACUUAUGUACGAUUGUCGUCAAUAUCCUGAUCUCGGGUUACAUGCUCUUCAGACCAUCCGACUGGGUGGCAGAUGUGAUGCAACUGACAUUCAUGUCUGAUGGUUUCCGAGGCUGGCUACUCGCGCUGGCAAUUGGAAUCUUCGGUCUGUCCUGGGUAUCGGAAAAGAACGUAUUCCCGCGGUUGGCACAGAUGCUUGGACAUGCCCGUGCCCGCUUGCAGCCCAACUACCGCAAGAAACGCCGGAUGUACAAAGUGUUGUUGGAGGAAUUGCGUUUGUGA